Messenger RNA from Abrus precatorius (Indian licorice), 1532 nucleotides. RefSeq lists its product as uncharacterized. Bases 137 to 1036 code for a protein of 299 amino acids. The record is from RefSeq and is a predicted model, not a curated record. Gene Ontology annotation, biological process: DNA damage checkpoint signaling; DNA repair. The transcript is spliced from 7 exons. Gene Ontology annotation, cellular component: checkpoint clamp complex. NCBI's taxonomy places the organism in Eukaryota, Viridiplantae, Streptophyta, Magnoliopsida, Fabales, Fabaceae.
AUAAAAGAAAAGUAAAUAAAAAUAGUCAGAGCUUCUCUGGCUAUGUUGCUUUGGUAGCCAGAGCAGAGGCCAUUGGUGCUCCAUUGGAGGGGUGGGCAUAGCGUUCUAAGUUUGUCUCGGCAGUAGAGAGGGAAGAAUGAGUGAUUCAGGCAGGGAAGAAGAAGCCCCAGACGUUUUAUGCGAAAUGGAAAACGUUCAAGGCCUAGUCGACGCCCUCACCGCCGUUCGUUGGAAGCGCCACCAGGACGCUGUGUUGGAGUUGUCUGAACACGGCAUCGUUUUGAUCGUCGAAGAAAGCGGUUGCCUCCAAGCCAAGGUUUAUCUCAAACGAGAGCUAUUCAUUCGCUACGAUUACAAGGCUCGAGGACGACCUCGUUUUGGAGUGAGUUUGGGGCUUUUCGUGGACUGCUUGAACGCCUUCUCGGUUCCUGGUCAAUCAAGCGUAAUUCAGAUUCAAUAUCCAGGUCCUGACAUGCAGGUUCUUCUCAAAUCUGUAGAUUCGCUGGAUGCCAGUGUUUGUGCAGAGAUCAGGACAAGGAUUCCAGAUACAGUUGCAUGGGACUACAAUUUUGAACCUGCUGGGACAAACCCUUUAACCUUUACUGUUAAGUCUGCAUCACUAAAGGAAGCUAUUGAGGAUCUUGAAUGGCCUGGAUCAAGCAUCCAGAUUACUCUAGAGCCUGAUCCUCCUUCUGUCACAUUGAGAGCUGAAGGACAUGGAGACUUGCAGAUAGACUUCAUGUAUUAUGUGAAUUCCGAUCUCUUGGUAGCAUUUCAGUGUGAUCAUCACACUUCUUUCAAGUACAAAUAUAAGUUCCUCAGAGCAACUACUUCUAAUAUGCCUAACAGUGUUAUUAAAGAAAAUAGAGGAAGUAAAUUAAGCAUUGGUAGAGGUGGAAUGUUAAAAGUUCAGCAUCUGGUGUCAAUUGCCAAACCAUCUGUAUCGCACCCAUAUGUCGAUUCUGUUGGCUAUCAGCAGCAAGGUCGAAUAGCUCACAUUGAAUUCUUUGUGAAACCAGAGGAAGGUGACGACUAAACAGAAUGACUAGUCAAAAGAAAAUUUGCCUUAUUCAUUACUUUUCUAACAAAUCCGAAAAGCAGAGAAAUCUCUUUAUUAGCUCUUCCAAAAUUACCAAAUGACUUGUUAUUAGCAUGUAGAUUGAAGAGGUAGAUCCUUUUUAUUUUGAGUUUAAAAGGAACGAGCUUGGUAAGGCCACCUACACUCUAAAUAGAAUCACGACAGAGUUGAACGGAUUUUGAAAAUUUUCAAUGCCUAGUUCAAGUGGUUUAUAAGGCUUUCGGGGUUUGUUAGGAAUCAGCUUCUAUGUGUUUGGUUAGGAUGGCUUCUUUGUAAUGUUUUAGGCUUCAAUAUGCUUGUAUUACCUUGUGUAUUACCUAAUUCUUUGUAAAUUUCUUGGUACGUUUGAGUUUGUGUGGCAUAAAAAAAGAAACACAUGUAUCACCUUUGUUGUCAUGUAUUUCUAGUGUGAAUUCAUUUUCUUUUUUAAUAAAAAGUUGCACAAUUGCAUAGG